AUGAACCACUUAACCCUUGUCGGCUGCCUUUUGCUCUGGUCGGGCGCCCAAGCAGCCUUCCAGGACUUCGUGGUGGGACCUGAGUACUAUGAAGGUGAUGAUGAAAUGGUUCCGCUUGGACAAGAAUAUCUGGAGGAGGAUGGGGGUGAGGACGUCAUGGUCUCAUUCCAAGAUGCGCAACGUGAGGGCGCUGUGGAUACCAACCUGCUGAUGAAAGCCCUAAUGCAGCAUGCCAAACGUUUGGGCAUGAGUUUGGAUGAGUUGGCUCAAUUGAACAUUGAAGCAGAAGAAGAGGAGUCUAUGAACCAACUGGGCUGCUCAUCUGGCCAAGAUGUCUUUGGCCACCAGGAAAAACCCACUUGGCGGGAUGUGCUCUUUAACUGA
This is a messenger RNA of Drosophila biarmipes, 384 nucleotides long. RefSeq lists its product as uncharacterized. NCBI's taxonomy places the organism in Eukaryota, Metazoa, Arthropoda, Insecta, Diptera, Drosophilidae. The record is from RefSeq and is a predicted model, not a curated record. The coding region runs from base 1 to 384 and encodes 127 amino acids. The transcript is spliced from 3 exons.